AUGGGCGGAUCUGCGCUGGUCGCCAUCUUCCUCGCAUUCAACAGUCUCGAUAUCAACAGACCCAUAUCAAGUCUCUCCAACAGCAACUUGUCCAUUAUGAUCAUCGCCAAAGGUGCACUCACUACCUCGCAAGAAAAUAUCACAGUGAAGCGAACAUUGUCAUUUGAAGAAGCCAGCGCACGGCUAUCCGAUUAUGAUCUCAUUAUACUCGGCUCGCGUUCGAGAAAUAUCCUGCCCUACGUCCAGCCCGAAAAUGCGCAAUUGAGAGCUUCUCGAAUUCAUCGCACAGUACGCAAGUCCUCCGAUACCGAUCACUAA
Penicillium argentinense is the source of this 318-nucleotide messenger RNA. RefSeq names its product DJ-1 domain InhA-type. The transcript has a single exon. Lineage: Eukaryota; Fungi; Ascomycota; Eurotiomycetes; Eurotiales; Aspergillaceae. The record is from RefSeq and is a predicted model, not a curated record. The coding region runs from base 1 to 318 and encodes 105 amino acids.